Trichogramma pretiosum is the source of this 2099-nucleotide messenger RNA. RefSeq names its product protein maelstrom homolog. Bases 265 to 1881 code for a protein of 538 amino acids. The transcript has a single exon. Gene Ontology annotation, cellular component: P granule; nucleus. Gene Ontology annotation, biological process: negative regulation of DNA-templated transcription; spermatogenesis; regulation of miRNA-mediated gene silencing. Gene Ontology annotation, molecular function: sequence-specific DNA binding. The record is from RefSeq and is a predicted model, not a curated record. NCBI's taxonomy places the organism in Eukaryota, Metazoa, Arthropoda, Insecta, Hymenoptera, Trichogrammatidae.
UCGGCUUGGCACCGUAGCUCGUCUUCCGAGCUCUCUCUCUUACGCGCGCGGUCUCGCAAAAAUUACGGGUAAUUUGCCACUUAGUUUCGUGAAAUUAGUCUGAAAGAUUAAAAAGUUCACCUCAUCGCGUCUGACGCGAGUGAUCAUUGUCGUUUGUUCCAAAAGUGCGCGUUUGGAAGUGAAAGAAAACCCGUGGAAACCGCGCGCCCGUCGCCGAAAAUCAAAUUCGAAAUAGAUCAAUUUAAAGAGAGGAUUUGGAAAAAAAUGCCCAGGGCAAAAAAGCCGAGCGCCUUCGGCAACUUCGUGCAAGAGCAGCUGAAAGAGUCCGGCGGCAGGACGAACAUGAGGGAUGCGUGCAAAGAUCCCGAGUAUGCCAACGCCAAGUGGAAGAACAUGAGCGCUGACGAGAAGGCCAUGUACAAGGCCAAGCUGAAGACGGCCAAGCCGAAUCAGAAGAAGAUGACUAAUUUGGGCGAAGAUUUGAAGGACGUGGAGAGGGAGGCGAUGCGCAAGAAGCAGUUCGCCGAUGACAUGAACGUGUACAUAAAUAACAAGGUCAACGCCGCUAGCCAGGAGCACAGGCUGAAGUACAUGACAUUUUACAUUAUUCAUUGCAACUAUUUCUACAAGAAAAUUAUUACCGGCGGAGCUGACUUUUUCCCGGCUGAAAUUUGCAUUAUCGAAUGCAACUUAGAGCAGGGCAUAAAGAACACUUAUGUGCAACAUGUCCGCCCUGAUAUCGAUCAAGGAUACAGUGCAGAAGCUCAAGAACACAGCACCAAGACUCACCAAAUCCCCGUGGAUGCCCAAUUUCAAUACAAGAGCUUCGAAGAAAUGUACGAAGAGAUUCGCAUGUUCAUUAUGCCUGGUAUGGAAGGCGACAAAUUACCUCCGCUGUUUACUCGUUACCGACGCGGUGAAAGUCUAGCAUGCGAAUCAGUAAUUUCCAUUAUGGAUCAGUUGGCCAAAGCCGCAGGUAAACCUACCGAUCUCAUUCGUAUCUACUCCCUGGAAGAUCUUAUUGCAAGUAUGUGUAAUGCGAGUCUUGAGACAGCAGGGAGUCCUUUUGAACCAGCUCUUGCUACGAAAAAAUUAAAUAAAGAUGCGUAUCAAUGGAAAACUGGAAUUCAAUGUAGUUAUCAUACUACUACUUUCAAGUGUGGAAUGGCGUAUUGCAGUCAAUCGUUUGUUACCAGAUGGUUCUAUGCUAUUUGUGAUUUAUGUUGUAAAGAACUGAAAGUUAAGAAGAGAAAGGGUGUUCAUUCUCCACCGGAAUCAGAAGUGUUUUUUCGUGAAUCUUCUUUGAAGGCUUCGAGCAUUUAUGAUAGCAAAGGAGCAACACGAUCAAAGUCAAAUACAAGUUCGAAGAAUGAAAAAAGUCAAGAUGCUGAUUUCGUCGUAGUCAUGCAUAGUAGGAACCAUAAAAAUUCAUCAACUGAACGAUCCGUCAAAAGCCCUCAACAAAUCUUCAGUGCUUUUACUACCAGUAGUCAAUCCCUCCAAAACAAUGAUGCAAAUUUCCCAUCACUAGGAAAUGUACCUUGGAGAAGAAAUGAAAUUUCGUCUGCGGGUAAUGCGUUGGAGAAUUUAACCAUCAAUGAUAGUAAAGGAGCAACUCGAUCAAAGUCAAAUACAAGCUCGAAAAAAGGAAACAGCCAAGAUGCUGAUGUCAUCAUAGUCACGCAUAGUAGUAAUCAUAGAAAUUUGUCAACUGAACGAUCCGUCAAAAGCCCUCAACAAAUCUUCAAUCCUUUUACUACCAGUAGUCAAUCCUUCCAAAACAAUGAAGAAAGUUUUCCACAACUUGCAAAACCAACCCAACAUAAUUCUUCUAUUCGAAAAAAUAACGUUAAAAAGCAGAAAAGACGACUAAGAAAAUAAAGGAAAACACUGGUAAAGCUAAUUAUUAUAAAAGUAUUCGUACAAAAUAUUUGUAAAAAUAUUUAUAAUUUGUAAAUUCACAGUUGUAUAUUUGUAAUUGAAAUUUUAUAUAUUGUGACUAGUAAUUCUCGUUUUUACUAGAUUUAACUUUUUAACAAUCGACUCGAGUAAUAAAUCAAAAAUAAAUUUGAUUGAAUAAUGUCAUAAUUGUGCUUCAA